Laetiporus sulphureus 93-53 is the source of this 846-nucleotide messenger RNA. RefSeq lists its product as uncharacterized. The transcript is spliced from 6 exons. The coding region runs from base 1 to 846 and encodes 281 amino acids. Lineage: Eukaryota; Fungi; Basidiomycota; Agaricomycetes; Polyporales; Laetiporaceae. Gene Ontology annotation, molecular function: FAD binding. The record is from RefSeq and is a predicted model, not a curated record.
AUGUUGCAUGCUCGAUCGCUAGAGCUGCUCAGUCUCAUCGGCGUUUAUGACUGGAUCGCUGAUAUCGGCGUCGUCAUAAGCUUCAGCAUCCUCCAGAAGUAUGUUGAAGAUGCUCUUCGCGAUGCCAUCAUCGAGAUCGACAAAGGCGCAGUACAUGCCCCUGCUCAGUUGGUCGAUUACAUCGUCAGCGACUCUCCGGAUUAUCUUAUCGCUGCCUCAGAGCAACUCGGCUCCGAGCGAGCAACAGUUCAUUACAAAUAUCUCAUUGGAGCUGAUGGUGGUAGAUCCACCGUCCGUCUCGAUGCGGUGGUUGUCACCAACAUGUCUGAAAGCAGGAGAGGCGGCGUCUCGAUUGAGUCGCGCCACCAUGGGAACGUGCUCUGGACGCCAACCGACAAUGGCCGCACGAGGAUCGGGUUCGUGUGCUCCGAUGCGCUGUAUGGCGAACACAGCGAGAACGCCACUGCGAAGACGGGAAAGGCGGUGGAGCCGCUCAUAAAGGGACGCGUAUUCCUAGCUGGAGAUGCGGCGCAUAUACACUCGUCUGGCACUGCGCAGGGAGUGACCACCGACGUACAUGACGCCACGAACCUCGCAUGGAAGCUGGCUGGCGUUCUCAAAGGCUGGUUCCCCGAAGAGAUCCUCGAUACUCACGAUUCUGAACGGCGUACGUCUGCUCUGCAUCUCAUCCAGCUCGAACGAGAUAUCGCCUCCCUCAUGUCGGGCGAAAUUCCUGCGCAUUACAACCCGGCUCCGGACGCCGAUGUCAAUGCCUAUCUCAAGCAGGUCUUCAAUAUGAACUUUACGCCCACCGUCAGCCUGGGCAUCUCAUACCAAUCACUUUAA